Fusarium fujikuroi IMI 58289 is the source of this 963-nucleotide messenger RNA. Its product is annotated as probable ser/thr protein phosphatase. Gene Ontology annotation, molecular function: protein serine/threonine phosphatase activity. Gene Ontology annotation, cellular component: FAR/SIP/STRIPAK complex. Bases 1 to 963 code for a protein of 320 amino acids. The record is from RefSeq and is a predicted model, not a curated record. The transcript is spliced from 4 exons. Gene Ontology annotation, biological process: peptidyl-serine dephosphorylation. NCBI's taxonomy places the organism in Eukaryota, Fungi, Ascomycota, Sordariomycetes, Hypocreales, Nectriaceae.
AUGCCUGGGCUACCUUCAUCCGUCGAUCUCGACGAGUGCAUCUCGCGCUUGUACAACAAGGAGUUGCUAGCCGAGUCUGUCAUCGAAGCAGUCUGCGCCAAGACGAAAGAACUUCUUAUGCGCGAGUCCAACGUCGUCCAUGUCAAAGCGCCCAUCACAGUCGUAGGAGAUAUCCACGGCCAGUUCUUCGACCUAAUCGAGAUUUUCCGCAUCGGUGGCUACUGCCCCGACACAAACUAUUUGUUCCUUGGAGACUACGUUGACCGCGGCAUGUUCAGUGUCGAAACAAUAUCGCUACUAGUUUGCUUGAAACUGCGGUACCCUAAUCGCGUACAUCUUAUUCGAGGAAAUCAUGAGUCGCGCGGUGUGACACAGUCCUAUGGCUUCUAUACAGAGUGCUCGCGCAAAUAUGGUAAUGCCAAUGUGUGGCACUACUUUACAGACAUGUUCGACUUUUUAACUUUGAGCGUUGUGAUCAACGACCAAAUAUUUUGCGUACACGGAGGCCUUUCCCCUUCGAUCCAUUCAAUCGACCAGAUCAAAAUUAUAGACCGUUUCCGCGAGAUCCCCCAUGAAGGUCCCAUGGCCGAUCUCGUCUGGUCUGAUCCUGACCCUGAGCGCGACGAGUUCUCCCUUUCACCCCGCGGCGCGGGGUACACUUUUGGAGCACAGGUUGUUAAGAAAUUCCUGGCUGUCAACAACAUGUCGCAUAUCCUCCGCGCCCACCAACUCUGUCAGGAGGGCUUCCAGGUCCUUUACGACGACCGCCUCAGCACUGUCUGGAGUGCGCCAAACUACUGCUACCGUUGUGGGAACAUGGCCAGUGUUCUUGAAGUGAGUGACACGGGCGAGCGUUUCUUCAACGUUUUUGCGGCCGCGCCCGAGAACGAUGUCCACAAGGACCUCCAACCCGGAAACGAAAAGUCUGCCGACGGUAAUGCCUUGCCAGACUACUUCUUAUAG